CGCGCCCCGCCGGCACCGCAGCCGCGGCAAUGGCGGCCCCCGUGUGAGCCGUUCCACCGAUCACCGCUGCCGUACAACUGGGAGAAGUGAUCAAGUUGUCUCAGGUGUGUUUAAUAUUCUGGCACUGCAAAGAAAAGAAAUUACUGUUUCUCUGAAGAUUGAGACUCCAAUUUAAGACUAGCUUCAUCAGCAGAGCAGAUAACAUUACCCAUGUUCCUUCAUAUUGGUGAAGUCUGGAUAAGAGCUGUCAGGAGACCUUUUUAGCUGGUUUGAGGCAACCAAGUGAUACCGAUAUUGAACCACAGUUUUAGAGGAGUGGCACCAAAAAGCCUCUUGUUAUGCUGAGUGUUUACAGGACUUCCUCAGCUGCUCAAAAAUCAAGCCAUAGAUACUGAGCUCCAUUCUGAACACGGGAAGAAAAAUGCCAGCUUCUCUAAGAAAACUGCAGCAAAUGGCUAUUUUCAUGGGACUGUUCAGCGGCGGGGGAUGCAUCGUGAUGUAUAAUCUUAUGCAAAAAGGUUUUGCCAGGACCCAGUAUUACCAGCAGGCUUUGGAGCAACUGAAUAACAGUCCUGAUGCCCUGGAAGCCCUGGGUGCCCCCCCUCUCAAGGUUCACAACAUCCGACUGACAGAUGGGAGUAACCGUGUGGACACAGAAAGAGCACAGAUAAAGUUACCAGUAUCUGGAACAAAAUCAGCGGGGUACCUCUACAUUAACUCAGAGAUGGACCAUUCCCGCCAAUGCUGGUGUCUUCAGGAUGUCACCUUGAAACUGCGGGAUGGGCAGAAUAUCCCUGUUUACCACUCCCCAGUGGAGAGCAUCGGUGUGCAAGAAGGCUAAAAAUCAAAAGCAGCUGCUUCACCUCUCACUGAGCUGAAGGAGUCAUUAAUCGAUCUCAUCCCACUGUGCCCAUGAACGUACACAGUUGUCACAAGUGACAAUUUCACUUAAGUGGGUGUUCUCAGGACAAUUUAUCCGAGAUUGACUUCAUCAUUGUAAUUUCUUUCUUUUGCUGGUUUACUCAUGUGUUCAGAAGAGCCUAAAAUAAAGAUAUUGCAAAAGA
Melopsittacus undulatus (budgerigar) is the source of this 1064-nucleotide messenger RNA. It is a transcript of the gene COA1, whose product is annotated as cytochrome c oxidase assembly factor 1. Gene Ontology annotation, biological process: mitochondrial respiratory chain complex IV assembly; mitochondrial respiratory chain complex I assembly. The transcript has 7 exons. Gene Ontology annotation, cellular component: mitochondrial inner membrane. The record is from RefSeq and is a predicted model, not a curated record. NCBI's taxonomy places the organism in Eukaryota, Metazoa, Chordata, Aves, Psittaciformes, Psittaculidae. Bases 422 to 841 code for a protein of 139 amino acids.